GAGCGUGUACUCAAGGUUUGAAGUUCCCGGCGAAGCGUGAAAACUAUAGCUUCCUGAAAGUUUUCUCCGCCCGAGGCCUGGAAACCCUUGUUUUGCUCCUGCUAGGAAGUAUCAUGUUGACUGCUGUGCCUAAACCCUAAAAUCUUGGCUUUGGCUUUUGGAGUAAACUCACUUCUCGUUUGCGUUCUCGAGCCAGUUUUCCCUGAACUCUCGCGAGAUUGGCGGGCAUCACGAGAGCAGCCCGGGAGCCGGUAUCUCUUAGGAGUUGGUCUCUGCGCUUCGCGCCUUGGUUGCUUGGGGGCGCAGACUCAUCCGGGAGCGGGCCGAGAUCCUGGCAGCGAUGGAUGAAGACCUGAUUUUGGCACUGCGUCUUCAGGAGGAGUGGAACCUGCAGGUGGCAGAGUGCGAUCAGAUGCAAGAACCCCUGUCGCUGGUGGACGCGUCCUGGGAAUUGGUGGACCCCACCCCGGAUUUGCAGGCCCUGUUUGUGCAGUUUAACGACCGGUUCUUCUGGGGCCAGCUGGAGGCCGUCGAGGUGAAAUGGAGCGUGCGAAUGACCCUGUGUGCUGGGAUUUGCAGCUAUGAAGGGAGAGGUGGAAUGUGCUCCAUCCGUCUCAGUGAGCCCCUUCUAAAAUUGAGACCAAGAAAGGAUCUUGUAGAGACCCUCUUGCAUGAAAUGAUACAUGCCUAUUUAUUUGUCACUAAUAAUGAUAAAGACCGGGAAGGGCAUGGUCCAGAGUUCUGUAAACAUAUGCAUCGCAUCAACCGCCUGACUGGAGCCAACAUCACGGUGUACCAUACUUUUCAUGAUGAGGUGGAUGAGUAUCGGCGACAUUGGUGGCGCUGCAAUGGGCCAUGUCAGUACAAACAGCCGUAUUAUGGCUACGUCAAACGGGCUACCAACAGGGCACCCUCUGUUCAUGACUAUUGGUGGGCUGAGCACCAGAAAACCUGUGGAGGCACUUACAUAAAAAUCAAGGAACCAGAGAACUACUCAAAAAAAGGCAAAGGAAAGACAAAACUAGGAAAGCAGCCAUUAUCAGCAGUAGAGAACAAAGAUAAACCCAACAGAGGUGAAGCACAGCUAUUAAACCCUUUUAGCGGGAAAGGAUACAUUCUAGGAGAAACAAGCAAUUUACCAUUUUCUGAGAAAAUUAAUGGCUUGCAUACCAUUAAUAAAACCGAAGAUCUUUUAAGUCAAGAGCUUUCUGCAGAUGCUUUAAGACCUAAUUCUAAAAUUGAGGUAAAGUUUGAACAGAAUGGUUCAAGUAAAAAAACUUCUAAUUUGGUCUCCCCUGUUCUUAGCACCAGUCACCAAAAUGUUUUAAGCAACUAUUUUCCUAGAAUAUCAGUUGCCAACCAGAAGGCUGUCAGAAGUGUGAAUGGAUCUUCUCCAACAAGUAUAACAGUUGGUGACACCACUAAAAACUCCGUCUCUUCUAGUUCUCAGAGAAGGGUGACAUCUUCUAAGAUAUCGCUGAGAAAUUCUUUAAAAGCAGUGGAAUCAACAUCCGUGACUGCAUCCCAGGAAGGGAGUGGGUCUGAAGAUAAAGUCCUGAAUAAACGACCCAGGCUAGAAGACAAGACUGUUUUUGACAAUUUUUUUAUUAAGAAAGAGCAAAUACAAAGUGAUGGCAAUGAUGGAAAGUGCAGUUCACAUCCUGUAACCACAACUCAGAAUUCCAGUAGUUCAUGCAAUCAGAGCAAAAUGGUUAAUUGCCCGGUUUGUGGGAAAGAAGUUUUGGAGUCUCAAAUUAAUGAGCACUUGGACUGGUGUCUUGAAAGUGAUAGGAUUAAAGUCAAAAGCUGAAAAUGUCUUUAAAGAAUGAAUGAGUUUCCACAUACCUGUUUUACCUCACUCAUGCUGUCAGCCGUUUGGCAGUUUGGGGUUAAUGCUAAGAUUUGUAGGUUAUAAUUUAGUUCAUACAACCAAUACAAGAUGUUCUUUAACAAUAUUUUACAUCACAGUGUGCUACAUUCAAUUCUUGCCUUAGGUAUGCUGUAGCCCAGAGUUUGUUCUACCUGUAGACGUGUAUAAUUUUUAGGUACUUUUAUUCUUGCUCUUGAAGACUUUUAAAUCUGUUAAUCUUUUUAUUUAUAUACUUUCCUAAAAAUACUCAUGAGGAAUCCUGUUAGGUAUUUAUUUGAGUAUUUAUUUUUUAAUAUUAAUACUCAUUCUCUGGACUGAAUCAUCAUAGUUUCAGACAUACUGGCCAAAAACACUAGAGUACAAAGUAUGAGAGUUGUUUUAGGGCACACUAAGUUUUUGUUUUUCUGAGUUCCCCUCCACCCCUGAAACUUAACAGAAAAUAGAACUUUAUUUCUGUGCUCUACCUUUACUACACAGUGACAGCAGAUUUUAGAUUUUAGAUAAGGAAUGUAGUAAAAUAAGUAAAUUUCUUUUCGAAUAUUGCUAGCAACAAACAGCCACUAUAAUUCUGUGUACCGGAUUUUAUAUUGAGUUUAGCUGUUUUCUCAAAAUUUGGCAAAGUGAGUGGUUAAAACUUGGUGCCUAAGUAACUGAUACAUGUUCACAUACCAAAGUUGCCUAAUACAACAGUGGGAAAUUAUCUAGAAACAGUAUUAUGAAACUUAAGCCUAAGUAGAAACCCAUUAUAAUAAAAGAAAUACCCUUUGUGCACUUAAAAAAUAUAUUUCAUUUUUAAAGUGUUCUCUUUCAUGUUACAGGGAAGGAACAAAAAUAUUUUUUAUCAGUUUACUUUUUGUCUCAUGGCUGUACCUCCAGUAUGUUGGCAUAGUCCCAAGACCUUAGUUCACAAGUUUUUUUUGUUGUUGCAAUGUAGGUGCACAGAUUUUAAAUAUACAGCUGGUCACAGUUUUACAGAGUGUGCACCUGUAUACUACCCUGAUCAAGUUAGAAAACAUGUCCAUUGCCACAGAAGGCUUUCUAUAGGUGCCUCUCCCAGUUAGUACCUGCCACCCUCAUGACCCCCAAAGCUCACUGCUAUUCUCACCUCUGUUUAAUACCACAGAUUAGUUUAGCCUGUUUUUGAACUUCACAAAGUAGUGUCUUUGUACCUCUGUGUCUCAGAGAUUCAUUUUCAUUGCUGUGUACAGAAUUUUUUAUCCGUUCUAUUGUUAAUGGACAUGUGAAUUAUUUCCAAAUUGAGGCUAUUAAUAAUGCUAAGAAUGUUCUUACUCAUUUCUUUUGGGUAUGUACCUAAUUGCUACGUUAUAGGAUAUGUUUGUUUAGGUUUAGUAAAUACCUCCAGUUAACACCCUAACAGCAGUGUGUGAGAGCUGCAGUUGUUUACCAUCCUCAACAUUUUAGCCCAGUUGGAUGUUUACAAGUUUUGAUAUUUCUUAAAACAUGAAAUUAAAAAAUUGUAUUUAAUAAAUAUUUAUAAAUGGCUAUUAAAACGUGUGUAUUAUGUUGAAUAUAUAUGCAGUUACACUUCCCUAGAGGAGCAUUUUCUCCAGUUCAACAAACUAUGGGUAACUAAGUAACUUAUUUUGAGCCCAAACCACAUAAAGUUCUGGGGCUAUGAUGUAACAAAGAUGGUCCAUAUCCUCAAGGAGCUUUAAAGCCUAGUUAGGGAAAGCAACAGAAGCAGAUGAGUCUUGGUGUGGUUUGGUAAGUUCUGUGAGAAAGGUUUCUGCUGGGUGCUGGGGAAACUAGGAGACAAUAUCCAAACUGAAUCUAGGGUGCGUCAAGUUAGUUUAAAGAAAAGGAACAGAAGGCAUUGGAAUAGACCAGUGUGUUCUAUUGGGGGAACUAGAAAAUGUUCCAAAUGAAUAGUGUAUAAAAUGAGGGGCAAAAUGGCAAAAGGAGAAAUACUGCAGGUAAGACUUGCUAAGGUGUAGAAUUUUGAGGGACCAUAUCUAUCAUGUUCUUCAUUCCCUGUCCAGUUUGUGUAGAGCCUGCUAGCAAGCAUCUGUUGAUUCAGGCAGAGAGAGCUUGGUGAAGGCUUUUAAACCAGCCAAGGACAUGUUGAGAAACGUUUCCGAUGGGUUCUUCCUGAGGCAGCGCUGAUGGGAGGAAGAGGAAGGGUUUGAGAAACAUUAGGCAGUUGAGUCAGGAGUCACGUUCAAGUCAAGAGGGAUGAUGAAAAAUACCCGUUAGCAAGUAAAUGGAAAUUAACUUGAAAGUGAAGUCUUUUACUUCAUCUGUGUUAAAAACUUUUGAGAAAAUUUGCACCCCAGGAAUUCAUUCUUUCCCCAAAUCUGAGUCAUUUAUAGUCAAAUGGUUUUCCAUUUUGUUUUAAAGCAAACUUAGCUUAACAGCUUGUAAUUCUGGUACAAGCCUUUAAAUGCUAUUCCCCGUUAUAGUGAGAUGAGGUACAGGUUCUGUUUCUAUAAAAACUUGGUGCUCUUUAAAGUCAGAGUUACGCAUUACCUAGAAAACUAUGACCUCAGAACAUUUUGCUUUGUGAACUAUAAAUGGAUAUCCUAACUGGAAGUUCUAAGUAGAUGGGAAAAAUACUAUGACCAAAAAUCGUUUUUCAAAGCUUACAGGAUUUUUAAAUAGAGUGUCAGAAUGAAACAGCUGACAUCUAUUCCUGCAAAAAUCUAGCUGAGACCCUACUGUGCCCUGUUUUAUUUCUUUUUGUGGUUGGUUAAUCCUGGUACUUAAUAAUCCUGAGCCAAUGGCUUCCUGUUAUUCUUUAUCUUGAUUUUUUUUUUUUUUGUCCUUAAGGCUACUGUUGCCCUUUUAACAAUUUGUUGUUGACGUAUCAGCAUAUCCACCAAGUGAAGUGAAACUUUAAUAUGACAAUUAAAAAUUAAAUCAAGUAGGGAGUUGAAACUAUCGGAAAAAGAUACAAUGUGGAGGUUAGGUCUGGCUUUAAUUUUUCCUAUAUUCCACUAAAAUGUUAGAAAUUACAUGAUUAGAUACUUCAUCCUAAAGUAUCUUUUAAAAUGAAAAGUAAAAGACUUUAGGAUCUCAAGUAACUCUGGAGCCAUCUCAUUAUUAAAAUUGUUAUAGCUGUCUACAUUGUACACUAUAGUUCAGAAACAAGCUGCUGUUUACUUGGUUUACUGAAGCCACCAGAGGAUU
Molecule: messenger RNA, 5017 nt
Organism: Nycticebus coucang (slow loris)
Lineage: Eukaryota; Metazoa; Chordata; Mammalia; Primates; Lorisidae
Gene: SPRTN
Product: SprT-like N-terminal domain
Exons: 5
Coding region: 341-1810 (489 amino acids)
Biological process (GO): DNA repair
Cellular component (GO): nucleus
Molecular function (GO): metalloendopeptidase activity; polyubiquitin modification-dependent protein binding; single-stranded DNA binding
Source: RefSeq, a predicted model, not a curated record